CAGUUUGCGCCACAAGCAGGUCCUUUCCAGGCUGCUGGGGUCAUUUGCGGGUUCAUCACGCUGCUGUGAUCAGUGGUGCUUUAGCUCGACAGGAGGAGAAAUGUCCAGGCUCCUGUUCUUCCUGAGGUCUCCAGCUGUAAGCUCCUGUAACAAGAGGCUUCUCUGCGGUAACCACAGCGCAGGCAGCCGCCGAGUCCUAGCGGCCUCUUUCAGCUCAGGCACCAAUACAAGGCGGCAGCAGAAUUGCAUUAUUCGUAGGCCCUGGAGCGUUAACCAUCGAAAUGUGAACUUAUGUUUCUACAGUACCCAUGCAGAAACAGCUGAGGAGCCCCAUCACAAUAUUAUCAGUGACACAGAGAAUGUUCAAGGGUCCUUCAUCAAGCAUGAGUUCCAGGCAGAGACAAAAAAGCUGUUGGACAUUGUUGCCAGAUCUUUGUACUCCGAGAAAGAGGUGUUCAUCAGGGAACUUAUUUCUAAUGGAAGUGAUGCCCUGGAAAAGUUACGGCAUAAGAUUAUUACAGGAGGGGGACAGGAUGCACCCUUGGAACUACACCUACAGACUGAUGCAGCCAAAGGCAUCUUGAUCAUUCAGGACACAGGCAUUGGGAUGAAUCAAGAGGAACUGGUUAAUAACUUGGGUACCAUUGCUCGGUCUGGCUCUAAGGCUUUUCUAGACACACUUCAGAGCCAAUCGGAGACCAGCAACUCCAUCAUUGGUCAGUUUGGAGUAGGCUUCUAUUCUGCCUUUAUGGUGGCAGACAAAGUAGAUGUCUAUUCUCAGAGUGCAGAAUCUGGUGUUCCUGGAUACAAGUGGUCCUCAGAUGGCUCAGGGAUAUUUGAGAUUGCAGAAGCCAGUGGGGUGAGACAGGGCACUAAGAUAGUGUUACAUCUCAAAGAAGAAUGCCGCGAGUUUUCUUCUGAGGACCGUGUUAAAGAGGUCAUCAACAAGUACAGUAACUUUGUCAGCUUUUCCAUCUACCUGAAUGGUCGACGGCUUAACACUCUGCAGGCACUUUGGAUGAAUGACCCCAAAGAGAUCAGUGAGUGGCAGCAUGAGGAGUUUUAUCGCUAUGUGGCGCAGGCCUAUGACAAACCUCGUUACACCCUUCACUAUCGCGCUGACGCACCACUCAACAUCCGCAGCAUUUUCUAUGUACCAGAGACUAAGCCAUCCAUGUUUGAUGUGAGUAGGGAACUGGGUUCCAGCGUGGCUUUGUACAGCAAGAAGGUCCUUAUCCAGACUAAGGCAACAGACAUCCUGCCCAAGUGGCUGCGUUUCUUACGAGGUGUGGUUGACAGCGAGGACAUCCCCUUGAACCUCAGUAGAGAGUUACUACAAGAAAGUGCACUCAUCAGAAAACUGCGAGAUGUUCUUCAACAAAGAAUCAUUCGGUUCCUGUUAGAUCAGAGCAAAAAAGAGCCAGAGAAAUACGAUCGUUUUUUUGAAGACUAUGGACUUUUCGUUAGAGAGGGAAUCAUCACCACAGCUGAGCAAGAUGUCAAAGAAGACAUAGCCAAACUGUUACGCUUUGAGUCGUCUAUUCUGCCCCCUGGUAAGCAGACCAGCCUCCUGGAGUACACUUCUCGGAUGAAAGCUGGCACAAGGAACGUCUACUAUCUGUGCGCUCCAAACCGCCACCUAGCUGAGUGCUCACCGUAUUUUGAGGCCAUGAAGCAGAAAGACAUAGAGGUGUUAUUUUGCUUUGAGCAGUUUGAUGAGUUAACUCUGCUCCAUCUCAGAGAGUUUGACAAAAAGAAGCUAAUUUCUGCUGAAACUGAUAUUGUUGUUGACCAUUAUAAAGAGGAGAAGUUUCAAGACAGCAGGCCAGAAUCAGAAAGGUUAACUGAACCCCAAGCUGAAGGUCUAAUGGCCUGGAUGAGGAACUCGCUUGGCCAGAAAGUCACAAAUAUCAAGGUGACUCCUCGCUUGGACACCCACCCAGCCAUGAUCACUGUGCUAGAGAUGGGAGCAGCCCGACACUUCCUACGCACACAGCAGCUGGCCCGAAAUGUGGAUGAGAGAGCCCAGAUCCUUCAACCCACCUUGGAGAUAAACAUUGGACAUGACCUUAUUAAGAAACUUCAUAUGCUAAAAGACUCAAAUCCUGAACUUGCGCAGCUGCUUCUUGAGCAGAUUUAUGAAAAUGCUAUGAUCACAGCUGGCCUGACCGAUGACCCCCGCCCAAUGAUCUCUCGCUUAAAUGAUCUACUGACCAAAGCAUUGGAGAAGCACUGAGAGCUGUAAGCAGUGACUACCAACAGGCAAAAAUGUGUGUAACUUCAUGUGUUGAGAUCAUAGUACAUUCAAAUUGAUAUUGUCUGCAGGUAACAUGUUCUUUUGUAUUUGUGAUGUGUUUUAAACAAAUAAAAAGUGAUAUCUAA
Molecule: messenger RNA, 2382 nt
Organism: Astyanax mexicanus (Mexican tetra)
Lineage: Eukaryota; Metazoa; Chordata; Actinopteri; Characiformes; Acestrorhamphidae
Gene: trap1
Product: TNF receptor-associated protein 1
Exons: 18
Coding region: 101-2236 (711 amino acids)
Biological process (GO): protein folding
Cellular component (GO): mitochondrial inner membrane
Molecular function (GO): protein kinase binding; ATP hydrolysis activity; ATP binding
Source: RefSeq, a predicted model, not a curated record